GGCUUGGCUAGCAAACAGGGGACCCGAUCCUUCAACUCUGUCCCCUCUCCCUGUGGGACGCAUAUAAGACCCUGGUCACACCUGCAAGAUGAGGAGAGGAGGUCUGCAGCAAGAUGGAUGCGGGCAGCAAGGAGGUCUUGAUGGAGAGCCCACCGGACUACUCGGCAGCCCCCCAGGGCCGGUUCCGCAUCCCCUGCUGUCCGGUGCAUCUCAAACGCCUUCUCAUUGUGGUGGUGGUGGUGGUCCUUGUCGUCGUGGUGAUCGUAGGGGCCCUGCUCAUGGGUCUCCACAUGAGCCAGAAACACACCGAGAUGGUCCUUGAGAUGAGCAUCGGGGCACCAGAAGCCCAGCAACGCCUGGCCCUCAGUGAGCAUGCGGGUGCCACUGCCACCUUCUCCAUCGGCUCCACUGGCAUCAUCGUGUACGACUACCAGCGGCUCCUGACUGCCUAUAAGCCAGCCCCAGGAACCUACUGCUACAUCAUGAAGAUGGCUCCAGAUAGCAUCCCCAGUCUCGAGGCUCUCACUAGAAAAGUCCAGAACCUACAGGCCAAACCUGCAGCGUCUAACUCCAAGUUGGGCCAGGAAGAGGGGCACAAGGGAGGCUCUGAAUCCUCAAGAGGAGACCUGACCUUCCUGGGCCUAGUUGUGAGCACCCUGUGUGGAGAGGUGCCUCUCUACUACAUCUAGGACUCCCAGGAUCUGUGGGAGUGAACCAGGCAGGAAAGAUCUUCCAGCAAAGGGUCUUUUGCCUGCUGCGGGCAGAAGCUGCUCCAGUCCACACCCCAGGGACAGGCCCUGGAGAAAUGGAAGCGGUGGGAGAGGGUGGGAGGGGAGGGGGCAGAGGAGAGGUGGCUCC
Messenger RNA from Sciurus carolinensis (gray squirrel), 858 nucleotides. RefSeq names its product surfactant protein C (gene Sftpc). Gene Ontology annotation, biological process: respiratory gaseous exchange by respiratory system. Gene Ontology annotation, cellular component: extracellular region; alveolar lamellar body. The transcript has 6 exons. Bases 114 to 689 code for a protein of 191 amino acids. The record is from RefSeq and is a predicted model, not a curated record. NCBI's taxonomy places the organism in Eukaryota, Metazoa, Chordata, Mammalia, Rodentia, Sciuridae.